This is a messenger RNA of Lycium barbarum (goji berry), 2106 nucleotides long. RefSeq names its product ceramide kinase. The transcript has 13 exons. The record is from RefSeq and is a predicted model, not a curated record. The annotation marks the transcript as partial. NCBI's taxonomy places the organism in Eukaryota, Viridiplantae, Streptophyta, Magnoliopsida, Solanales, Solanaceae. Gene Ontology annotation, molecular function: kinase activity.
GAAGUUACAGGAAGAGGUGCCUUUUAAUGUUUCAGAUGAAACUAAUAUGACUCCCCUAUGGCAGGGGCAGGAUCCGUCAACUUGUUUCGGCAAAGAACUUGUUUCUAAGGGUGAAACCAUAUUGUGUUUUAGUGAUAUAUACUCUGCUGAGUUCAUUGAUUGGGGGUUGGUACACGAAGCUGCCUUCUUGGGCCAAUCGUUUGAGAUGUACCGAUUUACAAUACGCGGAGUCCAGAAAUCAAAGACACAACCUUCUGUUUUGGUGCCAUCUUUUUACACUUUUGGACAUAAGGAUUCACAAACAUGUCAGAUUUGGGUUAAUCGGAUUAAUGAUCUUCUAAACAUGGAUGCUGAACGACCAAAGAGUCUUCUGGUUUUUAUUAACCCAAAGAGUGGGAAAGGACUCGGAUGUAAAGUUUGGGAAACGGUGGCUCCGACAUUUUCUCAAGCGAAAGUGAAAACGAAGGUUACCGUGACAGAAAGGGCAGGGCAAGCUUUUGAUAUAAUCUCUUCCAUUACAAAUAGAGAGCUCCGUUCAUAUGAUGGCGUGGUAGCAGUUGGCGGUGAUGGAUUUUUCAAUGAAAUACUGAACGGUCUUCUCUUGUCGAGGCACAAAUCUUCAUAUCCACCGAGCCCUACUGAACUUAACCAUCCCGUUGAGAAUAAUGACAACGAGCCUGUUCUUGAUACCAAUGUGGAUAUCAGGGACCCAUCUGAUAGCGGUGAAGAUGAAUCUCCUCUUCUAAAGCAAUCAGCAAACCUCAGAACUGGAGAAGAUUCCUGCCAAACAGCAGCGGACGAUCUCGAGUUUUCUUUCCCAAAUGAAAAAUUCAGAUUUGGACUUAUUCCAGCAGGAUCAACAGAUGCCAUUGUAAUAUGUACUACAGGGGCUAGGGAUGCUAUGACUUCUGCAUUGCAAAUCAUCCUUGGUAAAGCGGUGUGCCUUGAUAUUGCUCAAGUUGUAAGAUGGAAAAAGACUUCUACAUCUAAGGACGAACCCUGUGUACGUUAUGCAGCUUCUUUUGCUGGGUAUGGGUUUUAUGGAGAUGUAAUCACUGAGAGCGAGAAUUACAGGUGGAUGGGCCCUAAACGAUAUGAUUAUGCAGGAACAAAGGUGUUUCUUCGUCACAGAUCGUAUGAAGCAGAAGUUGCAUAUGUGGAAGUUGAAUCAGAAAAGAAAAACACAGGUCUUGAGAAAGAGUCAUCGGGCAGCUGGACAAAGGGAUUGUGGGCCCUACUCAAAAAGUCUGAAAGAGUAGCUUGUCGUGCAAACUGCAAUAUUUGCAAGACGAAAGCAGGCCACACAUCGGCAAAAUGUCCCAGCUUGCAGCCCUAUUCAAAAGAUUCAAGAUGGUUAAAGUCAAAAGGGAAUUUUCUUAGUGUUGGAGCUGCUGUAAUCUCUUGCAGAAAUGAAAAAGCGCCCGACGGUCUGGUGGCUGAUGCACACCUUUCUGAUGGUUUUCUGCAUCUUAUAUUAAUUAAGGACUGUCCUCAUGCAGGUUAUUUGUGUCACCUUCUGCAGCUAGCAAAGAAGGAUGGCAACCCGCUAGAUUUUGAAUUCGUUGAGCACCAUAAGACUCCGGCAUUCACAUUCACUUCUUUCGGCAAGGAGAGCAUAUGGAACGUCGAUGGCGAGCUCUUUCAAGCUCAUCAACUUUCAGCUCAAGUGUUUCGCGGGCUUAUUAACUUAUUUGCUAGUGGCCCUGAAGCAUAAAGUAGCUCUGUAUCACUUCAUAUAGGCUAUGUUGCUCUGACUCUUAGAGAAUGCUACUGCACUCGUGUUGGAUCCUCCCAAAAUGCACUAUUUUUGGAGGAUCCGACUCUCACCCAUUGAUAUUUUUUGAAGAGUCCGAGCAACAUAACAUACAAGUAUUGUUUCUUGUUGGAAAGCUAUUGAGUAUUCCAUCAAUUGGUUUAUGACUAGUCAUAAAAAAAUUGUAUUUGGCAGCAUUCCUGCCUGAAGGUUACAAAGAGGCAGGGGGGAAGCCAGUGGUGUUUAGAGAACUGCUGAAUUUUCUCAUAAGUUAGAUAGGAAAUGUUGUAUAGGUGAAAACAAGUGGACCUUAUACAUAUAUAAAUAAAGUUCUGACUUAAAUGUAGGAUCAA